GAGAGAGAGAGAGAGAGAGAGAGAGAGAGAGUUGGGUGGUUGGUUUUCAUUUUUUGGUUUGUUAAUGGUUUAGGUGGGAGGUAUUAGUGAAGAGGAAGGAGUGUGCAAAGAGGAAAAGAAGAGAAACUCCCCCUCUCCCCACCACCACCCAAAAAAAAAAACAAAAAAAACAAAGAGAGAGAGAGAGAGAGAGAGAGAGAGAGAGAGAGAGAGAGAGGGAGUAGUAAUGAGUUGGAGGAGUAGAGGAGGAGGAGGAGGAGAGAGUGUGGUUUCAAAGAGAUGGACUUUUCUUCUUUGCCUUGGGAGCUUCUGUGUUGGGCUUUUAUUCACCAAUAGUAUGUGGACGAUGCCAGAACCGAAAGAUGCCAUCGCAGCCAGUGGGCAUGAAAAGGAUAAGACAAAUCUAAUCGCAGGAGACUGCGAUCCCAUAAAAAUCCGUGAAAAACAAUGGCAUAAGGAGAGUUUUGGGGAAAUAUCCAACACCCGUAAUGCAGCGCAAACACUGGAGAAAACAAUUUCAAACCUAGAGAUGGAUUUAGCAGCUGCGAGAGCCGCACAAGAAUCUAUACUCAACGGUUCGCCCAUAUCAGAAGAGUUUAGUUUCACUGACUCGAGCGGACGACCGAAGUAUUUUAUGGUUAUAGGAAUUAAUACGGCUUUUAGCAGUCGGAAAAGAAGAGACUCGAUUCGAAGUACUUGGAUGCCUCAAGGUGAGAAGAGGAACAAGCUGGAAAAAGAGAAGGGCGUCAUUGUCCGCUUCGUUAUUGGUCACAGUGCUAUUUCGGGUGGUAUUGUAGAUCGAGCAAUUGAAGCUGAGGACAGAAAACAUGGAGACUUUAUGAGGCUCGAUCAUGUCGAAGGUUACCUGGAAUUAUCCGGCAAAACAAAAGCAUACUUUGCUACGGCGGUCUCUAUGUGGGACGCAGACUUCUACAUCAAAGUCGAUGAUGAUGUACAUGUGAAUAUUGCAACUCUGGGAAAUAUCUUGUCCAAACAUCUUCUCAAGAGUCGAGUAUAUAUUGGGUGCAUGAAGUCCGGUCCCGUUCUAACUCGAAAGGGGGUCCGAUACCACGAACCCGAGCAUUGGAAAUUUGGAGAUGGAGGAAACAAGUAUUUUCGGCAUGCUACUGGCCAACUAUACGCCAUCUCAAAAGAUUUGGCGACUUACAUAUCCAUAAACCAGCAUAUGCUGCACAAGUAUGCGAAUGAGGAUGUUUCACUUGGGUCAUGGGUGAUUGGACUAGACGCCGAGCAUAUUGACGAUCGAAGACUAUGCUGCGGUACACCUCCGGAUUGCGAAUGGAAGGCUCAAGCAGGCAAUACGUGCGCCGCCUCAUUCGACUGGACCUGCAGCGGUAUAUGCAAUUCUGCAGAUAGGAUCAAGGAGGUCCAUCAGCGAUGUGGCGAAGGCGAGGACACUCUUUGGAAAGCAGCUUUCUGAGAAACUGCUGCUGCUGCUGCUGCAGCUGGUGUAUUGCUCCCAUGUUGUGCAUUCAAAUGCAUGUGAGAGAGGUGGGGGUGUAAAAUGUAUGGCUUUUUCAGUAAGCAGACCUUCCAGAUUUUACCAGAGGAGGUUUGUUUAUAUGAUUAAAGUGGAGAGAGAGAGAGAGAGAGAGAGAGAGAGAGAGAGUAGAAAAAAGGGGGGUGGGUGUCAUGUAUACAUUCUUUGAAGUGUUUUGGUGGUCAUUGUGUAUCUAAUCUCAUUCAUGUGGCUACCAAAUUAUUAUUAUAAUAAUAAUGAUGAUAAUAAUGAAAGACUUUCUCUCAAGCAGAAACACACUUUUCUUGUUU
This is a messenger RNA of Ananas comosus (pineapple), 1791 nucleotides long. Its product is annotated as probable beta-1,3-galactosyltransferase 2. Gene Ontology annotation, molecular function: hexosyltransferase activity. The record is from RefSeq and is a predicted model, not a curated record. Gene Ontology annotation, cellular component: Golgi membrane. Lineage: Eukaryota; Viridiplantae; Streptophyta; Magnoliopsida; Poales; Bromeliaceae. Bases 227 to 1441 code for a protein of 404 amino acids. The transcript is spliced from 11 exons.